UCUUACCUGGAAAAAAAAUAAUAUGUUUUAAUAAUGACGACUUGCCUGCUGUGAUUUAUUUUGUGUUUUAUUUUUACUUACCAUCUGUCCUUCCAGAGUGACAUGCAGAGUGACACCAUUUGUCCACGUCUCCUCUUCCCACUGCUCCCAUGACAGACAUCUGUAGGAAUGACAUGAGUGAGGCCUCUUUGGGUGUCAUCAGUCUCUUUGUUCGACUCCGAGGGGACGAACCUGUUAUAAGGAGUCAGUUUGCCGAUGGUGAUGGGGGUCUGCUGAGCAUCGUAGAGGUCCGCGUUGACGCAGAUUCUGUCCCGCCACGGUCCGCUGCUAAACAGCACCACUUGGUGGACAGUCGGCGGAACUGCAACUGACACACGACGUUUCCGAAUUCUUCAUUGGUGUCCCGUUAAACCUCUGGCUGGUCUGGAUCAUCCUCAAGAGAAGGUCAUCACGCUUCUUAGUUAUCCAUCAUCAUCAUCAUCAUACUAGCCGCUGAGAAAAGAUUGUUUUUAUGUUAAAGGUCAAAGUUUGGAAGCAUCUUACUGACAGACUUCUUCCCCUUGUCCUUGGCUGUCAUACACGUGUCCUUCUAUCUCAUGGUUCCCCUCUUGUUUUUCAACCACUACCUUUGGCAAAGUUUCCCGGUGAUGGUCAUGAUAACUGUCAUCAUCUCAUCAAUGACAAUUUUAAAGCCAAUGAUCCUCUGUCUGGUGUGCGUGGAGAGCUACCUGGCUGUGGUACGACCUCUGGACUUUCUCAGGUUCAGGGCCUUGAAGUACAGAUGGGGAGCACUGGCUGCCACGGGUUGUCUUAACUUCCUGUUUGCCGGGGCUACUAUCACCCACGAGUCCAGCGUUCCAGUGUCCACGAUGUUCCUCAUGGUUCUGGCUGUGGACACCUUCUGUACCGUUGCCGUCCUGAAAACGUUGAAACAAACACCACCAGGUGACAGACAGAAAAGUCACAAAAAACAGAAAUGCAGUCAGCUGGGGGAUGCGAGGAUGGAGACCCCAGCGAUGACGAGGAGUGGGUGCAAGCCCAGGAGGAAGAGGGAGAUGCAUUUCAUAAAGAGGAAAGCCUCCAUCACCAUCGUCACCAUACAGGUGGUCCUCACAAUCAACUACCUCCCCUUCAUCAUCACCUUACUUCUGUGCAGAUUGGUGCCUGCUCAGGUUUUAAGGUGUCAGUUCAAUGCCAUCGCCACAGCUGCAUCCGUUAGCUUUAGCUACGUGCAGCCGCUCCUCUACUUGCACAACAUGGCCCGACACCAUAAGAACACUUAGAUCCAAACUUUUAUUAAGGCAGCCAUCAUCAAGCAUUGUCAUCAACAAAAAGGAGAAGUCCGAUUUGCUUUGUCGACAAUGUACGCUGAUUUGUCAUGUACUGUAUGUGUAAUCCUUGGAUAUACAGAAUACUGGAAAGCCAUCUUUCAAUGUCAACUGGAGUCUAAUAUGUAAU
Messenger RNA from Doryrhamphus excisus (bluestripe pipefish), 1458 nucleotides. NCBI's taxonomy places the organism in Eukaryota, Metazoa, Chordata, Actinopteri, Syngnathiformes, Syngnathidae. The record is from RefSeq and is a predicted model, not a curated record.